This is a messenger RNA of Lingula anatina, 3140 nucleotides long. Its product is annotated as ATP synthase mitochondrial F1 complex assembly factor 1. Gene Ontology annotation, cellular component: mitochondrion. Gene Ontology annotation, biological process: mitochondrial proton-transporting ATP synthase complex assembly. NCBI's taxonomy places the organism in Eukaryota, Metazoa, Brachiopoda, Lingulata, Lingulida, Lingulidae. The record is from RefSeq and is a predicted model, not a curated record.
CCAGUACGGGAAAAUGUUAAAAUGGGAUUUAGAUUUUUACCUUUUCUUACACAGUUAUAAGUUUCAUACUAUACCCAUCAAACCACUGAGGCUAAAACACAUAAAGUUAAAGCGAGUUGAGGAGGGGUACGUCUUACUGUCGCACUCAUAGAACUAACUUGCAUCUGCAUGGCAUGGCAGGGGUCUCCCCUUGAACUCAAGAGAAUGAACCACUUGCUGCAGCAGUCCAGAGCAUCUGGUGUGUACUGCAGAUGGCUGGCUACAUUGCAGAGGUCUCACAAAAUCUCAACUGCUGCAACAGCAUGUACUCCACAGAAAGAUGAAAAAGAUCCCAUGGAAAAACUACAAAAGAAUCCCUAUUUUGAAAAAUAUAAAGGAAAAAUUCAUGAUUUACAGCAAAAUUCCCCAGAAGAAUUUGAAUCUCGUCUGGAAGAAUUUAAGAAAAAAGGGCAACCCAAAGAAAAAAAGGUUGAACCAAAGGCAAAAAAACAACCAGUGUCAGCAGCUGCUAGCAAGAUGUCACAGACAUCCAAACUAUCUCAAUUGAAAAUGACUAAAGAAAAGACACUUAAUGACAUUAUGAAGGUUGAUCUUCUAUAUGAUAAAUCUGCUCAAGAGAUAAAACAGAUUUGGCAACAACACUUCAGUAAAAAGAAAAAUACUGUAUUUGCAGUUAUCCCUGUAAAAACUUAUGAAGUUAUACAUGAGAGGUCAUCAACUUAUCCAAUGUUUCUGUACACUCUGCCUAGAGGAGAUGGCUAUGAAUUUUAUGUAGCUUCCUUUAGUGGACAUGAAUGCUACUUUACACCACUGAUUGCAUACCAGGCUCAUCAAGCAGAUUCCCCAGUUUGUUUAACUCUGCAUCAUUAUUCAGAACUGGGAGAUGAAAAAGGAAUUGUCUUGAUGCAUGGUGAAUAUAACAGUGAUAUUUUAAAUGCACAAGAUGCUCAACUUCUUUGCCAGCAAGUACAGAUUUAUUAUGGACCAGAGAGCACUAGCUAUCAUUUGGUGGAGACUUUUAACGAGCAGCCAGAUAAUUUCACUGAUCUUAUAUCACAAUUAGAAAAACUCACAGAUAAUAAUGAGGACGGGCUGAACCCAGUGAUGGGCUCCGUGGCUGCUCUCGUCACGAGUAUCAUGAAGAGUAGCAUUAAAUAUAAGGUUGUUGCAGCAGUUGAUAUCAAUGAUGUUGCAAAUGAAGUUUACAAAUACAACUUUCAGGACAUCAACCUACUUCAGAGGAGUAUAGAGUCCAUUAGUCUGAAGGAAUUGAACAAACUUAGCCCAACCAUGCUGCUAAUGAGUCCACCAUGUCAGCCAUUCACCAGGGUGGGGCUACAGAAGGAUAUAGAGGAUGCAAGAACUAACUCGUUUAUCUACCUUUUAGAAACACUACCUAAAUUGGAAAAGUUGCCCAACUACAUAUUGAUUGAAAAUGUGAAGGGUUUUGAAUGUUCCCAGACAAGAGACAAGAUGGUUAGCACACUCAGAGAAUGUGGCUACAACUUUCAGGAGUUCCUUCUUACUCCAUUGCAGUUUGGUGUCCCCAACUCAAGGAUGAGGUACUAUAUGGUAGCAAAGAAGAAACCUUUGACUUUUGUUUUUGAUACUUGUGAGGGCAAGAAACUACAAAAGAAUCCCUAUUUUGAAAAAUAUAAAGGAAAAAUUCAUGAUUUACAGCAAAAUUCCCCAGAAGAAUUUGAAUCUCGUCUGGAAGAAUUUAAGAAAAAAGGGCAACCCAAAGAAAAAAAGGUUGAACCAAAGGCAAAAAAACAACCAGUGUCAGCAGCUGCUAGCAAGAUGUCACAGACAUCCAAACUAUCUCAACUGAAAAUGACUGAAGAAAAGACACUUAAUGACAUUAUGAAGGUUGAUCUUCUAUAUGAUAAAUCUGCUCAAGAGAUAAAACAGAUUUGGCAACAACACUUCAGUAAAAAGGAAAGUACUGUGUUUGCAGUUAUCCCUGUAAAAAUUUAUGAAGUUAUACAUGAGAGGUCGUCGACUUACCCAAUGUUUCUGUACACUCUGCCUAGAGGAGAUGGCUAUGAAUUUUAUGUAGCUUCCUUUAGUGGACAUGAAUGCUACUUUACACCACUGAUUGCAUACCAGGCUCAUCAAGCAGAUGCCCCAGUUUGUUUAACUCUGCACCAUUAUUCAGAACUUGGUGAUGAAAAAGGAAUUGUCUUGAUGCAUGGUGAAUAUAACAGAGAUAUUUUAAAUGCACAAGAUGCUCAACUUCUUUGCCAGCAAGUACAGAUUUAUUAUGGACCAGAGAGCACUAGCUAUCAUUUGGUGGAGACUUUUAACGAGCAGCCAGAUAAUUUCAAACACACUGAUCUUAUAUCACAAUUAGAAAAAGUCUUGCCUUUGAGGUGACCAGUACCAAUUCAGAACAUUAAAAUGGUAUGAAAAAUUGCGUGAAUGUCAGUUUUAGUGUUGUAUGGAAAGGAAAAUACAAUACUUGUACAUUUACAUCCAAACCAGAAAGUAUGCUUGGGACUGAGAAUAGAAAGUUGAUUCUGUAUUACAUGUAAUAACAUAGACAAUAGAAUGAAAAAAAUAUGGGUUUCCUGUAUUAUCAUCACCUGAAGCUCUGCUUUACUGAGGACAUAAAUGAUUAGUUAAAAUAGAGUUUGAACAUUCAUGCAUAAGAAGUUGAUAGAAAACUACUGUUUGUUUAUGCUAAGUUAUUAUACAUGCAGUGCCAAGAUAAUUGAGAUUAUUUUGAUAAUGAUACAUGUUCAUACCAUUAGUGUCAGUACACGAAAACAAAUAUUGUUUCUAGUAAUUGAUUCUAUAAAAUUGUAUUACGUCAUAAAUAUAAUGGGUGGGUAUGGGUAUGUCAUAAAGUGUGAAAUCAGUUUGUUUUUGUGUGACCUUUUUUUCUAGUAUGGGAGUAUAGUUACUCUGAACUUACUAUGACAUUAUGAUAUAUGUACACGUGUAUAUCUGCAAACCAACUGUAGAGGCCACUCAUUAAAAUAUUGAGUACAUUAAUACAACUGUCUGUUUCAUUUUCUGUUGCUAAUAUUUACCUAGUGUGCACAUACAUGUAGAAGAUGGGCCCAGUAAAAUUUUCCAGCUAAUUACCAGUACCAAUAUAUCAUAUUGUGAGUGCAUAUACAGUACAUCUUAUCAAA